Spirometra erinaceieuropaei is the source of this 3207-nucleotide messenger RNA. The record is from the annotation of a GenBank genome assembly. Lineage: Eukaryota; Metazoa; Platyhelminthes; Cestoda; Diphyllobothriidea; Diphyllobothriidae.
AUGGACGAACUUAGUCAAAAACUCCAAGGGCUAUCCUCAUCUCCUUGCUGUACGACAAAGCUACUAUCGGCCAAACACGUGGCUGGGCUUUUAACUAGUACCUGUGCUGUCAGUAUGGUAUAGCGUGCCUUCUAUGUAUAUACUACUGGCACCCAGUUGGCAGCUUAUGAAUAUUACGCAGUUAAUCCGCCGUGGCUGAAGGACUUCAGCCAAAUAUUCAUGUUAAGUUUCAGCCAGCACUUUUAACUCCCAAAUGGACUGAUUUACUACAAUUUAACGAUUAAUUCCUGAGGAAAUUAAAUUCCAUAACUGGAGUAUCUACCAGAACAGCAUACAGGGUACGCCGGGGAACCCAGUGAUGAACCGAACCCUCUUAUAGUUGUGUCAUGCGGCGGCAGAAUAUCGGCGAGACACGCGUCUGGACUUUUAGCUAGUACCUGUGCCGUCGCCCCACUCGUCGUCACCAGACUGGCAGGGUGAGUCCGCUCACUCUGGCAGCCUGGAAUGUUCGUUCCCUUUUAGACAAUCCGCGGAGCAACCGACCGGAAAGGAGGACAGCGUUAGUGGCACGAGAACUGGCGCGCUACAAGGUGGACAUCGCCGCACUCAGCGAGACCCGAUUCUCCGAACAAGGCCAACUGGAGGAGGUGGGUGCCGGCUACACCUUCUUCUGGAGCGGUCGACCCAGGGCAGAGCGACGGGACGCGGGUGUCGCCUUCGCCAUUCGGAACGACAUCGUGGGACGACUGCCCUGUUUGCCGCAGGGCAUCAACGAUCGUCUGAUGAGCCUCCGCCUGCCUCUCCGGCGGGGGCGCCAAUUCGCCACCAUCAUCAGCGCCUACGCUCCGACCAUGACCAACCCCGACGCCGUCAGAGACAAAUUCUACGAGGACCUGCACGCCCUCUUGGCGACUGUGCCGAUGGCGGACAAGUUGGUUGUCCUUGGCGACUUCAACGCCCGCGUCGGCACAGACCAUACUGCCUGGAGAGGAGUGCUGGGUCCCCACGGUCUCCGCGGCUCAAACGACAAUGGUCUGCUGCUGCUCCGCACCUGCGCAGAACACCGCCUUAUCCUGACAAACACGUUCUUCUGUCUGCCGGAGCGAGAGAAGGCCACUUGGAGGCAUCCUCGGUCGCGUCAGUGGCACCUGCUGGACUAUGUCCUCGUCCGAAGGCGUGACCAGCGGGACGUGCUGGUGACGAAGGCGAUCGCGGGUGCUGACGGGUGGACCGACCAUCGCCUCGUCAUCUCGAAGAUGCGUCUUCGCCUACAGCCUCGCAGGAGACCUCAAGGUAAGCGACCCCCAGGUAAGUUGAAUGUUGCCUUGUUGUCCUUGCCCGCUCACCAUCUCCAUUUCAGCAAUGAGCUAGCUCAACGGCUAGACAACCUCCCCAUCGCCGAUGCCGCCGCUGCCGAAAACGCCUCCGUGGAGAACCGCUGGUGUCAACUGCGAGACACGGUCCAGGCGACGGCGCUCACCGUCCUCGGUCGCGCUCCCCGCCAACACCAGGACUGGUUCGACGACAACGACGCCGCCAUCAGAAAUCUGCUUGCUGAGAAGAACCGCCUACACAAAGCCUACGUCGAUCACCCCACUGACGACAACAAAGCUGCUUUCUACCGCAGUCGCCGCCACCUCCAGCAGCGACUGCGCGAGAUGCAGGACGCCUGGACUGCUCGCAAAGCUGAGGAGUUUCAAGGCUACGCGGACCGCAACGAAUGGAAGAACUUCUUCUCUGUGAUCAAAGCUGUCUACGGUCCGCCGACAAAGGGCACUGCUCCUCUCCUCAGCGCCGACGGCAGUACUCUCCUGACUGAGAAGACGCAAAUCCUUCAGCGAUGGGCCGAGCAUUUCCGAGGCGUCCUAAACCGCCCUUCCGCCAUCUCCGACGCCGCCAUCACGCGUUUGCCGCAAAUCGAGACCAACGCGGACCUAGACCUCCCGCCAUCUCUCCAGGAAAUCGUCAGGGCCGUGCAGCAGCUCUCCAGCGGGAAAGCACCCGGAUCGGACGCAAUCCCUACUGAGGUCUACAAGCACGGAGGUCCCCAACUCAUGGAUCACCUGACUGCGCUCUUCCAGGAGAUGUGGCGUCAAGGUGAAGUCCCGCAAGAUUUCAAGGACGCAACAAUCGUGCACCUAUACAAGCGAAAAGGGAAUCGCCAAGUCUGCGACAAUCACCGUGGCAUCUCCUUGCUGAACAUCGCCGGGAAGAUCUUCGCUCGCAUCCUUCUCAACCGCCUCAAUAACCACCUGGAACAGCGCCUUCUGCCGGAAAGCCAGUGCGGCUUCCGUCGUCAUCGUGGGACCACGGAUAUGAUCUUCGCCGCCCGCCAACUUCAGGAGAAGUGUCAGGAGAUGCGGACCCACCUGUACUCUACCUUCGUGGACCUGACCAAAGCCUUCGACACGGUGAAUCGUGAAGGACUGUGGAAGAUCAUGCAGAAAUUCGGCUGUCCAGAGCGAUUCACUCAGAUGGUGCGUCAGCUGCACGACGGUAUGAUGGCGCGAGUCACGGACAACGAAGCUGUCUCAGAGGCAUUCGCAGUGAUUAACGGAGUGAAACAGGGAUGCGUGCUGGCACCAACCCUCUUCAGUCUUAUGUUCUCUGCCUUCGCACAUCUCCGACCGCGACACAACAACCGGCACCACCCCCGCCUCUCCUGACUCCAGCAAUGAGAAUCAGGACUACACCUGUCCUCACUGCGACCGCACCUUCACCUCACACAUCGGCCUGGUCGGUCACUUGCGAAUCCAUCGCACAGAGACCGGCGAAUCAGUGCCUGAAGCACCAACCUACACCCACCGCACGCGCCUCCACUGCCCACACUGCCCUCGCACCUUCACGCAUCGCAUGGGUCUAUUCGGCCACAUGCGCAUCCACGAGAGCGGAAUCGACCACAAUUCCGACACACAAACCACGCCCAGCACCACCCUCGCACCGUCCAUCUGCGCCACCACCAACGCCUCCUCUGUAGCUGAUUCUGACACCGCCGACUUCACGUGCCCACACUGUCCACGCACACUCACCUCACGCAUCGGCCUGGUCGGUCACUUGCGAAUCCAUCGCACAGAGACCGGAGAACCAGUGCCUGGAGCACCAACCUACACCCACCAAGCUCGUCUCAACUGUCCACACUGUCCUCGCACUUUCAGGCACCGCAUGGGCCUAUUCGGCCACAUGCGCAUCCACGACGACCUGCGGUAG